AUGGCGCAUCGUCAUGCUCACCAAUCCAAGGGUGGUGCGGACGUGGAUCCGCCAACCCGCUCUAUUCUAGGAGUCUGGUCGUCAGGGGCAGUGGCAGGCCAGCAGCAAUUGAUAUCUGUCACAGGUCCAAUUGAUGAGCCUGGGGUUGGUCCUGCGGAGAAUCUGGCCAUGGUGACAGAUGAUGCCCUUGGCGUACUCGGUGAAGGUCAUCUUGUUUCCGAAUUCAGAGCUUUUGCCAGCAGGUUUGCCAAAGCUUACGAGACACAGCAUGAAGCUUUGAAGCGAUUUCGCAUUUUCACUGAAAACUGGAGGCUAAUUCACGAGACUAAUUCGGCCAACCUGCCGUACAAUCUUGAAAUCAAUGAAUUUGCUGAUAUCUCUUGGGAGGAAUUCAAGCAGCACAAGCUGGGCGCGUCUCAGAAUUGCUCAGCAACGGAGGGCGGUCAUGUUUUGACUCACAAGAAUUUGCCGUUGCGUAAAGAUUGGCGGGAUGAGGGUGUUGUCAGUCCAGUGAAGAAUCAAGGCCACUGCGGUUCUUGCUGGACCUUCAGCACCACUGGAGCCUUGGAGGCGGCGUACCUUCAGAAGACUGGUAAUUUCGUCUCGCUCUCUGAGCAGCAGCUGGUUGAUUGCGCUGGGGAGUACAAUAAUCACGGCUGCAACGGUGGCUUACCUUCGCAGGCGUUUGAGUAUGUGAAGUACAAUGGAGGCAUUGAUACAGAAGACGCGUAUCCGUACCUAGGUCAGAAUGACCAAUGUCACUUCGCUCCCAAGCGGGUUGGAGCACGAGUUGCAGAUGUUGUAAACAUCACAGAGUACGAUGAGGCGAGUCUACAAGAUGCUGUGGCAUUUGUUCGCCCUGUCAGUAUCGCGUUUGAGGUGGUCGAUGGUUUCCGGUUCUACAAGAGUGGGGUUUACGUUUCAGACACUUGCAAGUCGGGACCUGAUACUGUCAAUCAUGCCGUUCUGGCGGUUGGGUACGACACCUCUGAAGAUGUUCCAUACUGGAUUGUCAAGAACUCCUGGGGCGCUGAGUGGGGAGAUGAAGGAUUUUUCAAAAUUAAGCUGGGAGAGAACAUGUGUGGUGUGGCAACUUGUGCGGCCUAUCCUGUACUCGAAGACUAG
Closterium sp. Naga37s-1 is the source of this 1125-nucleotide messenger RNA. Lineage: Eukaryota; Viridiplantae; Streptophyta; Zygnematophyceae; Desmidiales; Closteriaceae. The record is from the annotation of a GenBank genome assembly.